AGUUCUUCACUUGCCUCCAAACCGAAUGGUACCACUGUGUGCUGUGGCUUUGUGCGUGUGCCCUCUCGUAAGUUCCGUGACUAACCAAGUUUCGGUGAAAGGUUUUUGGGUGCUUUUUCUAUGCGGAGGUACGGAUGAACACAAGUGCUUCAGUACGCACCAGUGACACCCAAAAGAAUUCCUCACGAGUGAGACAUAGACAAGAGGACUCUGGGAGAAAGUGCGCACUCAGGGAGAGAAAAAGCAGUGGGCUUGUAAUUCGCGUGAAGAAGCUCUGUUGCCGCGCAUGAAUAACAUCCUGGCCUGGUUGAUGAGCAACACUGUGUAAAAUAUUAAUUUUUAUGCUAAUUUCUCAAUGUAAGAGGACACCCCUCAUCGCUAGGCAGCGGCCAGAUAAGCAUGGGGCUGUAAUGGGAACACUGGGGCCCCAUCAGUGAAAAGUUAUAAUUGUGAAUUAAUGUGGCUGAAAAUGUUUAUUCACUGCCAGUUUAAAUUAAUUACCGGGAAAAAGUGACGAUCAGUGUGGUAGAUGAGUUACUAGGCGGGUCCGAGAGUGUGGGUGUUGCCAAAGGGAGACAAUAGACAUCUCAACGGGGGUGAUUUUCGAGUCAUAAAGCAAGACCAUUUGAGGAGUUGUCUUGGGGAGGAGAGAUUGCCCUAUCCUGAAGAUACACGCUGUCUAACGUGAGGAACGUGCAGCCAGAAACAAUGACAUCAACGACAGAGGAUCCAUUUGAAGUGUGGAAAAACGGAUCCACCCUACCCCCACCAGAUGUCCCAGAUUUGUAUGAGACAGAGAAGAUUGUGUCACGCGUGGUACCGGUCUUCUUUGGGGUCAUCGGCAUUACUGGCCUUCUGGGCAAUAUACUCGUUGUACUCGUUGUGGUUUCCAAUCCCGGAAUGCGUUCCACCACCAAUCUCCUCAUCAUCAAUCUCGCUGUGGCAGAUUUGCUCUUUGUCAUCUUCUGUGUCCCAUUUACAGCCACCGAUUAUAUGCUGGCCACGUGGCCAUUCGGGGAUGCAUGGUGCAAAGUUGUGCAGUAUUUGAUAGUGGUAACAGCCCAUGCCAGCAUCUACACCCUCGUCCUCAUGAGCCUCGAUCGCUUCCUGGCAGUGGUGCAUCCCAUCGCCAGUAUGGUGAUUCGCACCGAGAAGAACACCGGAAUGGCAAUCACUGUUCUGUGGUUCCUCAUCUUAGGCACCGCAAUUCCUGUUCUCUUCGUGCAUGGCGUACACGAAUAUCGGCACGAUGAUAGGAAUUUUACUUCGUGUAAAUUUUUGGAUGACGGUGGAUUCUCUUGGCCAGCCUUCCAUAUAGCAUUUUUCUCCAGUUCGUAUGUAGUUCCAUUAGUACUAAUAAGCGGUUUGUAUUUACGGAUGUUAUUGCGUUUGUGGCGAAAUGGCGUAGGAGGAAGGAUAUCCGCUGAGUCUCAACGAGGACGUAAACGUGUAACAAGAAUGGUUGUGAUAGUUGUAGCUGCGUUUGCAUCUUUAUGGUUUCCCAUACAGGUGAUACUAGUUCUUAAAAGCAUUGGACUGUACAACGCAGAUACGGAUUUAAAAAUAUCUCUUCAAAUUGCCGCUCAUGUGCUAGCAUAUAUAAGUUCCUGUAUCAAUCCUGUGCUAUAUGCAUUUCUCUCUGAGAAUUUCCGAAAAGCAUUUCGAAAGAUUAUGUACUGUGGACCAAUGGUAAGAUCAGGCACCACUCGACAUCAUCAUAUUCCCCUGCCAACGCGAACUACAAGAACCGGCAGCAUUCCAGACACCGUCUAGAAUUAGAAUGUUAUAAGGAAAUCCCUAAAAAUGUACAUUUCAUGUUGCUUUUGAAAAUCAACAUGGUCUUUUUUACGUUACGUCAAAUAACAAUAUUUCAUUAAUAAUUCAGAGGAGAAUAAAAAGGGACAAAAAACGAAUUAAAUAAAUAAUGAAACACUCUAGAAAAUUACGGAAAUUCAUCCACAAAAAUAUCAUGAAAAUAUUACUAAUAUUAGCGUUGGAAAUAUUUGUUAUGUUUAAAAAUAAAUAAAUAAAAAAAGAAGUUGAUUAGAUUAUAUUUUUAUUAAUAGAACAAAAAAAGAUAUGUGAAUAUAAAUUUUUACAAUUGUACGGAAAAGAAAAUAUUGUACAGAAUCAAAUUUAGAAGACAUAAGUGGCACUCGAAAAAUAAAUUCCCAAGAAUAGCCUACAUUUUAUAUUUGCAAUUUUAUUUUUUUUUUCAACAAAGUUGCUCCUAUCAAAGGCAAAUGGAACAAAGAUGGAAAAAGCUUUGUGGAAAAUUUUCCAUUAUACAUUCAAACUGCACCAGGCUAUGAGUUUCCUCUGCAAUUUUUUGAGGAAAAAAAAAUAGAGUUAGAAAGUUCUAAAACCACUCACUACCCCAGUCUAUUCCAAACAUGAAGUAUUUUUCACACCGUGCUAACUUUAAAUUUCUUUCUCAAUCACCAUACGCUACAUUUUCAUCAUCAGUUUCAUAUUUUCGUUGUAGGAUGUGCGGAAAAAACGCAGACUAAUUCGGCAGAUCAAAUGAUUAUUUAUGAGUGCUGAAGAUAUUGCUCAUAACUUAAUGCUUAAUCAUUUAACUGUUGAUGGAAAAUUUGUACUUUUAAAGAUCUACCAUUUUUUUGUACAAAUUUUCUUCCAAAUUCUUUUCCCUAAAAUUGCAUUCAGUCUUGAGAACACUAAUUGAGAACAGUUUUCAGCGCCACUCGUGGGAGAAAGCUCAAUGAAUUCUCGAAAAUUUUGAUUACUUUCAUUUCACAUUCAGAAUAAACUUGAAUGAAUCUACUUUUC
Molecule: messenger RNA, 2790 nt
Organism: Phlebotomus papatasi
Lineage: Eukaryota; Metazoa; Arthropoda; Insecta; Diptera; Psychodidae
Product: allatostatin-A receptor-like
Exons: 5
Coding region: 709-1773 (354 amino acids)
Biological process (GO): neuropeptide signaling pathway
Cellular component (GO): membrane
Molecular function (GO): G protein-coupled peptide receptor activity
Source: RefSeq, a predicted model, not a curated record